This is a messenger RNA of Corythoichthys intestinalis (scribbled pipefish), 513 nucleotides long. RefSeq names its product ribosomal protein L32 (gene rpl32). Gene Ontology annotation, molecular function: structural constituent of ribosome. Gene Ontology annotation, cellular component: ribosome; cytosolic large ribosomal subunit. NCBI's taxonomy places the organism in Eukaryota, Metazoa, Chordata, Actinopteri, Syngnathiformes, Syngnathidae. The transcript has 4 exons. Bases 72 to 479 code for a protein of 135 amino acids. Gene Ontology annotation, biological process: translation. The record is from RefSeq and is a predicted model, not a curated record.
GCGAAACCCCGGAAGUCCUUUUUCCUUUCUUCCGGUGUAGGUGAAGUCCUUUUCGGAUUUACAUCGUCAUAAUGGCAGCCCUCCGACCCCUCACAAGGCCUAAAAUUGUCAAGAAGAGAACCAAGAAGUUCAUACGCCAUCAAUCCGAUCGAUAUGUCAAGAUUGCGAAAAACUGGCGCAAACCCAGAGGUAUUGACAACAGGGUUCGCAGGCGGUUCAAGGGCCAGAUGCUGAUGCCCAACAUUGGUUAUGGUAGCAACAAGAAGACAAAGUAUAUGCUUCCAAAUGGCUUCAAGAAGUUCCUGGUGCGCAAUGUCAAGGAGCUGGAGGUUCUGAUGAUGAGCAACAAGACUCACUGUGCUGAGAUUGCUCACAAUGUCUCCUCAAAGAACAGGAAGGUGAUCGUGGAGAGGGCAGCUCAGCUGGCCAUCAAGAUCACCAACCCCAACGCCAGACUCAGGAGUGAAGAAAACGAAUAAAAAGGCUGUUCAUAAUAAAUACUUCAAUAUUGAA